Messenger RNA from Cooperia oncophora, 684 nucleotides. The record is from the annotation of a GenBank genome assembly. Lineage: Eukaryota; Metazoa; Nematoda; Chromadorea; Rhabditida; Trichostrongylidae.
AUGAAUCGACAUUUCAAUUCUUUUUUGCGGAGUGUUGUCGUUGUGAACCGCCGUCGGUAUGUAAGUGAAGCAGUGGCCACAACUGCCAAGGAAGGAAAGCGACGCAUCGCACCUAUAGAUGGACCUGGUCUCGAACAUUUCAUUCAACGAAGUCAUAGGACUCGACUUCCGAAGAUCUCUCCAACGAUGGAGGAGUCAAGUUCCUACCUUGAUCCUGCGGACCUGUCAGGACAAGGCCGUAAAGUGAAAUACAUCACCUAUGGAUGCCAAAUGAAUGUAAACGAUAUGGAAGUUGUUCGAGCGCUACUGAAAAGCAGUGACUAUAUUGAGACCGAAGAUCUGCAUGCAGCUGAUGUCGUCGUUCUUAUUACUUGCUCCAUUCGUGAAGGUGCUGAGGAAAAAGUUUGGCGUGAAUUGAAGCGAAUCCGAAACGUCGUUUCAAAACGACGCAGACCAGUAGUUGGUGUUCUGGGAUGUAUGGCUGAAAGAGUCCGGCAUGGUCUUCUGUCAAAGAAAGGAUUGGUUGAUGUUGUUGCUGGGCCGGAUGCCUACAGAGAUUUGCCUCGUCUGAUAGCUGUAGCUCGGGCUGGUAGUAGUGCGAUUAAUGUUCAGUUAUCCGUUGAGGAGACAUACGCCGAUGUUCAACCGGUUCGAGUGGAUAGUAACGCGAGGACUGCAUACGUG